GAAAGACUAUAAAAACCUUUGCAAACAAAAACUAACCCAAAAAAACACUUACCAAGAGCUUGACACCAAUUCCCUUAUAUUGUGCUCUCUCUCUCUUUCAUCUCUCCAUUCUCCAAAACAAAGCAAGAUCCUUGCUUUCUGUUUACUUUUGAUUUGUUUAUUUUUAACUUUUUUUUUUCUUCUUCUCACAAAGCUCUAAUCUUAAGAUUCAACCACCAUUCAUUAUUCAAAUCUCAUAACUCCAAACUACCAUUUGUGAUUAGAUCACACACAAAAAAGGGUUCCUUUUUUUUUUUGCAAGAUCUUUUCUUUUUUUAGGGGACCGCAGGAAAAAAAUCCCUUUUCUAUUUUUGGGGUGAGAAAAUGGGGAAGUUGACAGUUUGUGUGGCGGUGGUAUGUGGGGUGGCGGUGGCAGCGGCAGCAGCGGUGGUGAUUCAUCGGAAAAUGAAGAAGUCAGGGAAGUGGGUCAAAGCAAUGGAGAUAGUGAAAGAGUUUGAAGAAAGCUGUAGGACUCCGAUUUCUAAGCUGAAACAAGUGGCUGAUGCCAUGACUGUUGAGAUGCAUGCUGGCCUUGCCUCUGAAGGUGGCAGUAAACUCAAGAUGCUCAUCACCUAUGUCGACAGUUUGCCUACUGGGAAUGAGAAGGGAUUAUUUUAUGCGUUAGACCUUGGUGGCACUAACUUCCGUGUAUUACGAGUGCUACUGGGGGGGAAAGAUGGUGGUAUCCUCAAACAACAAUUCAAGGAGGUCUCAAUUCCUCCGAAUAAGAUGACAGGGAGUUCAGCUGAACUAUUCGACUAUAUUGCUGCAGAACUCGCUAAAUUUGUAGCUCAAGAAGAAGAUGAUUUUAAACCAACUUCUGGUAGGCUGAGGGAGCUUGGUUUUACCUUCUCAUUCCCUGUGAUGCAAACAUCUAUUGCUUCGGGAACCCUACUUAGGUGGACGAAAGGCUUCUCCAUAGAUGAAACAGUUGGCCAAGAUGUGGUAGCAGAAUUGACUAAAGCCUUGGAAAGACAAGGCCUUGAAAUGCGGGUCUCGGCUUUGGUCAAUGACACAGUCGGAACGCUAGCUGGAGGCAAGUAUGCCAACAAUGAUGUUGUUGUUUCUGUGAUACUUGGUACCGGAUCAAAUGCGGCAUACGUGGAACGUGCACAAGCAAUUCCGAAAUGGCAUGGUCUACUUCCCAAGUCAGGAGAGAUGGUUAUCAAUAUGGAGUGGGGUAACUUUAGGUCAUCACAUCUUCCAUUAACGGAGUAUGACCAAGCACUCGAUGCAGAGAGUUUAAACCCUGGUGAACAAAUUUAUGAGAAGGUAAUAUCUGGUAUGUAUUUGGGAGAAAUUUUUCGCAGAGUUCUGUGUAGGAUGGCUGAGGAAGCAUUUUUCGGUGACGUCGUUCCACCAAAACUCAAAGAGCCAUUCAUAUUGGGGACGCCUGUUAUGUCUGCAAUGCAUCAUGACACUUCCCCUGAUCUCAAAGUGGUAGCGAAUAACUUGAAAGACAUUCUCGAGAUAUCAAAUACCUCUCUGAAGAUGAGAAAAGUAAUUGUUCAGUUUUGUGACAUUGUUGCAACACGCGGUGCUCGUCUUUCGGCUGCCGGGCUACUCGGCAUUCUGAAGAAAAUGGGAAGAGACACGAUCAAGGAAGGGGAGAAACAAAAGACGGUAAUAGCUAUGGAUGGUGGACUAUACGAACAUUACGAGGAAUACCGUAACAGCUUAGAGAACUGCCUAAAGGAAUUGCUUGGAGAAGAAGUAUGCAAAACCAUCAAAAUCGAGCAUUCGAAUGAUGGUUCUGGAAUCGGAGCUGCACUUCUUGCUGCUUCGCAUUCACAGUAUCUCGAAGACGAGUCCUGAAAGAGUUAUAUGUGAGAAAAUGAAUGCCAGUUUUUUAUCAACAAAAUUUAUUUAUUUUUAACCUGGGGGAUUAGCAUUUUUUUUCUUCAUAUUUUCCGGGAAAUUCUAAUAAAAUUCUUAAAUAAUUGAAAAA
Messenger RNA from Gossypium arboreum, 1987 nucleotides. RefSeq names its product hexokinase-1-like. The record is from RefSeq and is a predicted model, not a curated record. Gene Ontology annotation, biological process: glycolytic process; glucose 6-phosphate metabolic process; intracellular glucose homeostasis. Bases 364 to 1854 code for a protein of 496 amino acids. Gene Ontology annotation, cellular component: cytosol; mitochondrion. The transcript has 9 exons. Gene Ontology annotation, molecular function: mannokinase activity; D-glucose binding; glucokinase activity. Lineage: Eukaryota; Viridiplantae; Streptophyta; Magnoliopsida; Malvales; Malvaceae.